Messenger RNA from Gaeumannomyces tritici R3-111a-1, 2526 nucleotides. RefSeq lists its product as hypothetical. Lineage: Eukaryota; Fungi; Ascomycota; Sordariomycetes; Magnaporthales; Magnaporthaceae. The record is from RefSeq and is a predicted model, not a curated record. The transcript has 5 exons. The coding region runs from base 1511 to 2350 and encodes 279 amino acids.
AAAAAAAAAAAACGAGCCACAAAACUUUUCCCCCAUACAACUCUACAGCAAAAAGCAUCAGUCUCAAUCAAAACAAACCCAAUUCGCGAUGCCUCAGCACCAUUCUACGCCUAAAAAAGCAUUAAUUACCUAGAAUCUUGACUGCCCAUUCAACUGCAUAGAAAAGCAGUUAAAUUUUAUUUUUUUGUUGUUGAUGAUCAGCUUUUUGAAGUGUGCCCCUAUUUUGGGUGGGUGGCUCGUUUUUUGUUUUCGGUUGGUGCCCCCCUCAAGUCUAGGUUCCUAUCGUCCGGAAUGAUGGACGCGGUGGCUGCUGCCGCUCCAAAAGCGCCCAGAUCAGCUUCAGGGGCCUCACAGGGAGGGCCGUCGAUGCGGGAUGUCGUCAGUCUUGACAGAACAGGAAAAGCAGACACCCUGGCCGACUUGGCCUUGCCAGGACUAGUAGGCACGCUGUUGAAUGCGACCAAGGGCCUGGGCGGCGGAUUGGGCUGAUGUGGCGCCUAUUCCGACGACCUUGAAGCAACUCUACGUGGUCCCCCGAUCGUCGCCUGGGGCGGGAUUGUCCUGGGCGACAGCGGCUGUGUCGCCGAACGGUCUCGACCUCGGCUCAGGACCCGAGGCUGCGAGCGGGAGCGCUCGAGAUUGGGUAGUUCCCUUGCCAGCCCGCCCAGACGACGAGCGGCGUGUCGGUGCCCGGUGAUGGGACCGCGCUGCCCAGUAGCCCCCCAUCUCGAUCGGAACAUUCCUCCUGGCUGGCCCCGGGGACGUACGUGGACGGUACCAGAUACCAGGUAGGUAGGUACCCUUCGUGCUUUCGAGCAGCACUCCAAAAAGGGCUCUGCGAGCCCGCCCAAAAAAAGCCAAUCGACGACUGCCGCGUUCGAGAACGCGGAUGGCGGCAGCACCUGCAAAGGGGCCUCAGCCUGUGUGCUAGACCGGGCGCCACCUCUCUCUCUCUCUCUCUCUCUCUAAAAAAAAAAAAAACGCCAUUUUGUUUUUGCCAGCUUUUGCACAAUGCGUGCAUGGGCGGGCACCCUAUCAUGUGUGGUCGCCCCCUCCCAUCGGCCUCGUUCGCGCCUUGCGUGGCCUUCACGAUUGGCAUCCUUCUUCUGUGGGGCGCCUGCCCGUUGGCCGCCUUCGCCGCAAGCCUGCGCCCGAGAGGGUGUCGUCGCGUCACCGCCGGCUUCGCUGCGUCGUCGCGACACUGGUGGCCCGAUCUGGUGAUGGGGUCUUCAUUGGGUAUAUGUGUAUCAACGCCACCUCCGCCCGGCUUCCCAGAGCUCUCGCUCGCUUUUUUUGUCUGGCACAAAAUGUUCUUCCCUUGAAAUGCCGAUGCCUGCCCGACUGUGGUGCCGCCGUGAAAGUCGGCAAGGCUCGAUAUAAUGUCGUGGAGCCUGCCUUUUCCUCCCACCCUUUUCUGCCCACUCGAUCAAACAAAGUCUAGGACUUCACCAACAUCCAUUUGACGAUAGACCCAAUCCUGCAUUUCCCCGUCUCAGUCCUAUCGCCAGCCAUGCCUGCACAGCCAUUUGACUUGGACGCUGCCGAGCAAGGCAUGGCCAGGAGCUCCACCUCGAGCACAGCCGUACACUCGGACCUGGAAGACUUCGGCAUCAAGGAGCUCACCAUUCCCGCCAUGCAAGCCGUGUAUCUGGAUAUUCGCUGCUUCCCUGUCUUUCCCGAGGCUGCCUGUGACUCCAUCCACGGUUUGGCUAGCGGUGUGUACUCUCUUAUCAAGCAGAAAAAUGAUCUCAUGAAGCUUGGCGUCGGCGAAAAGUGCCUUAGUUCCGUGCAGCAGCAAACGACCGAGGCCCUGGAGAAGUACUACUCCUUCUUAGCCCUAGCCAACAAGGUGCUAGGGUUUGAGACUCCUAGCUCCGCAUCCCUCAAGGAGCUAGGGGCCUUCUACAGGCAGCAACACCUAGCUGUCCCUGAAGCAAUCCGGAACGACUUACAGGGCGAGUACAGGCUCAUCAAUCCCAAGCGGGAAAAACACGAGAAGGAGCUUAUCAAGUGCUGGCAUAAUAUGGACUGGGAAAAGUGGUUUGCCUGGGCCAGGAUGGGCAACAUACAAGGCGAUGGCUGGCUGUCCGGCUCGACCACCUUUUCGGACCGCAAGGUCAUGGUGCUCGCGGGCGCUCUGAGGUCCAUCGUGGUCUGCCUGGCCGUGGUAGUACCCAUGGCCGUGGUCCCGCUCGGGGAUCUCAGCACUGGCGUCGCGCUCAUGGUCUGCCUCCUGCUGCUGCUGAUAUUCGGGGGCGUGCAAAUGUGGCUGUUUGCAAACCACGAAAUGUCGUUCCUGGUCUAUGCUGGUUUCCUUGCUACCAUACUUCAGGUAAAAACCGGAGGCUGAGGGCUUGUCCUUGUUCCGGGUGUAUACAUGCCCAUGGCUGGAGCAAGAGGGCGAGCGCGACCGCCAUAUCCCUCUGGGCGUGUACUGGACUGGACGUAUGGAUGGAUAUGAUACCUGUCUCUGGUGUGGAUAUUACUAGCUAAUCUGCUAAUUUAAUUGCAAGAUAAAAAGGCGAA